Messenger RNA from Parnassius apollo (apollo), 1821 nucleotides. Lineage: Eukaryota; Metazoa; Arthropoda; Insecta; Lepidoptera; Papilionidae. The record is from the annotation of a GenBank genome assembly.
AUGCCAGCUAUUGGAAUUGAUCUAGGAACGACGUACUCGUGUGUUGGAGUGUGGCAACAUGGCAACGUGGAGAUCAUCGCGAACGACCAAGGCAACAGGACUACACCAUCCUACGUAGCGUUCACCGACACUGAGCGACUCAUCGGCGAUGCGGCGAAGAACCAGGUGGCCCUCAACCCCAGCAACACAGUGUUCGACGCCAAAAGGUUAAUCGGGCGCAAAUUCGACGACCCAAAGAUCCAACAAGACAUGAAACAUUGGCCAUUCAAAGUGGUCAACGACUGCGGGAAGCCCAAAAUUCAAGUGGAGUUCAAAGGUGAGACGAAGACGUUCGCGCCGGAGGAGAUCAGCAGCAUGGUGCUGACGAAGAUGAAGGAGACUGCGGAGGCGUACCUCGGAACCACGGUGCGGGACGCCGUCAUCACCGUGCCGGCGUACUUCAACGACUCGCAGCGUCAGGCCACGAAGGACGCGGGCGCCAUCGCCGGGCUAAAUGUGUUGCGCAUCAUCAACGAGCCCACGGCUGCUGCUCUGGCUUACGGCUUGGACAAGAACUUGAAAGGGGGAGCGCAACUGAAGGCGACGGCCGGCGACACGCACCUGGGAGGCGAGGACUUCGACAACAGACUCGUGAACCAUCUCGCGGACGAGUUCAGGCGCAAGUACAAGAAGGACCUGCGUUCGAACCCGCGCGCCAUGCGUCGCCUCCGCACCGCUGCCGAGCGCGCCAAGCGCACGCUGUCGUCUAGCACCGAGGCCACCAUUGAGAUCGACGCGCUCUAUGAAGGCAUCGACUUCUACACGCGCGUCUCCCGCGCUCGCUUCGAGGAGCUCAACGCAGACCUGUUCCGCGGCACCCUGGAGCCGGUCGAGAAGGCGCUUAAGGAUGCGAAAUUGGACAAGAGCCAGAUCCACGAUGUCGUGCUCGUAGGCGGUUCUACCCGUAUUCCGAAAGUGCAAAGUUUGCUUCAAAACUUCUUCUGUGGAAAGCAAUUGAACUUAUCCAUCAAUCCAGACGAAGCAGUUGCGUAUGGCGCUGCCGUUCAAGCUGCUAUCCUCAGUGGAGAGACUGACUCCAAGAUUCAAGACGUAUUGCUGGUGGACGUGGCUCCAUUAUCUCUGGGUAUCGAGACAGCUGGAGGCGUGAUGACGAAAAUCAUCGAAAGAAACUGCAAGAUUCCUUGCAAACAGUCAAAGACCUUCACCACGUACUCUGACAACCAGCCAGCAGUUACUAUCCAAGUUUAUGAAGGCGAGCGUGCGAUGACCAAGGACAACAACCUGCUGGGCACGUUCGACUUGACCGGCAUCCCGCCAGCGCCGCGCGGCGUCCCCAAGAUCGACGUCACCUUCGACAUGGACGCUAACGGUAUCCUGAACGUGUCGGCCAAAGAAAACAGCACGGGUCGCAGCAAGAUCAUCGUGAUCAAGAAUGACAAGGGACGCUUGUCGCAGGCCGAAAUCGACCGCAUGUUGUCCGAAGCCGAGCGCUACAAAGAAGAGGACGAGAAGCAGCGGCAGAGGGUCGCCGCCCGCAACCAGUUGGAGACGUACGUGUUCAGCGUGAAGCAGGCGCUAGACGACGCGGGAGACAAGCUGAGCGAGGCUGACAAGAGCACGGCGCGCCGGGAGUGUGACGAUGCACUCAAGUGGCUGGACAACAACACCCUCGCAGACCAGGAGGAGUACGAGCACAGGCUGAAGGAGUUGCAGCGAGUUUGCUCGCCCGUCAUGAGCAAGAUGCACGGUGUGAGUGGUGGUAUGCCAGGAGGUAUGCCUGGUGGCCAGCGCGAUGGUCCCACUGUGGAGGAAGUGGAUUAA